Messenger RNA from Lepisosteus oculatus (spotted gar), 9031 nucleotides. It is a transcript of the gene cep162, whose product is annotated as centrosomal protein 162. NCBI's taxonomy places the organism in Eukaryota, Metazoa, Chordata, Actinopteri, Semionotiformes, Lepisosteidae. Gene Ontology annotation, biological process: cilium assembly. The record is from RefSeq and is a predicted model, not a curated record. Gene Ontology annotation, cellular component: centriole; axonemal microtubule; centrosome.
UUGAGCAAGGCGGUGGUUCCGGGCUGUUGGAGUUGCCUGGGUUGGCGGACAGAUCUGCCAAUAAUGUCUCGCAGUGUUUACAGUGAGCGGAGCUCUUGACUACAGUGGAUACCCGGGCAACAUCGCGGGAAGAAAAAGGAAGAAGUGGAGGUGGCUGGGCAGCUAUAGAACCAGAUUAGCUCUAUGUGAUCGAGUAUUACACAAAAGGACUUGUCUUUUGAAAUCAUGUCUCGCCGAUUUACAAAGGAAGAAUUGGAUGAACAGUUUGAACAGUUUCUAAAAGAGUCUGUCUCUGACGAUUCCAUUGACCUGGGCAGCUCGCAACGGCCCAGUGUUUUAGACUCCCUUGGAAAAGCAGCCAAGAAAGAAACUGCAAACGCGCCUCCCAGACCCUGGUGGAACAGUGAUGACGACGACAACGACGUCAGCUCUGGUAGAGUACAAGAACCAAGGAAAAGCAGGUUUACUAAAGUGAAAAAGCCACAGGCUGUCCAUAAAGAAGCAGAGGCUGUGUUUAAAAAUCCCAUUGGUGGAGAGGAAUGCAGGCUUUCUGAAGGGUCUACUGAGGUUUCAUCUAAACCAACACCUAAGGUGCGCAGCAAGGCUCUGGAUAAGUUGAAUCGGCUGGAACAGCGCUACAUUGCUAAAAAGGAAGCCUCUUCCAAGCUACAAGGGGAAAGCAAUGACACUGAUUCACAGGGCAGUGGAGAUGGAAUGCUAGGAACAGGAAAGAAUUUUCUGAAGUCUGUGAGAAGUUCCCAGCCCAUAAAGGAAGAAGAUGAGGACCAAAAGGAGAAGAAACCAGGUGAUCACCAAGAAACAAAUCCUGUAUCUUUCAGCAGAGACAGCCUGGAGCCUGAAGAAUCAGUGGUGGCAUCGGGACCAGAUCAGAGUGCUGCUGGGUUUGGAAUGGACACUUUGGAUGAGGAGGAAGAAAAAGCGAGAUUUUUUGCUAAGCUUGAGAGUGGUGUUUCGUCUACAAUUGAUUACUCGAAGUUAAACAAAGAGCUGGACUCCACAGGCUCCACUGUUAUUGCAACCCUGAGAAAUGGUGAAAAGCUGUUGAGUGAGGAGGAGCACACCAAGGAAGUAAAGGACAAUUCUAAAAGUACUCCUGUUUCCCCUAAUUACAGUGAAGACUUUGAAGAUGAUACCAGUGAAAAGGAAGGUCAUGACCAGCUGUCGAUACACAAGCAGCGGGAGGGCGAGCUGUCAUGUCGGGACGAGUCUGCAGGAAAGGCAGCAAGUGAGGAUGUACAACCUGAUCAGUACAGUGCCGUGCAAUCAGGUUCUCAUCAGAAAUCAGAAGCACCUGCAAUGCUGGCAAAAGUGUCUCUGCUUGAUUCACUGGAGUCAACAGCUGAGGCUCAGAAGCGCAAUAUAACAAAUGAAAAAGCUGAUAAGGAGAUGGAAAAUACAGAACCCAGAGAGCAGGAAAUGACUGGAACUGCAGUUUCAUAUGGACAGAGUGGUGCCAGUGACAUGGAAGCAUUGCAUGAAGCCUAUCGCAAGAUAAAUUACUCCUUCGGAGACUCGGAUGGGUAUCACGAAAUACCUGAACACCUACAGAAAAAAAAUUUCAUUGUUCAAACGCUGGAAAGCACAAGAGAAACGGCACCGAAUGUCACUACCACGGAAUCAGACCUGCCUACUGCGGAAGAACUGAUGAAACCCAUUGGCGUGGGACCUGGUUUUGCACGUGGGUUUGCGCUGCAGCCAGUCAGUGAAAGUGGAUGUCUGGCUGAAACCAUCGAUGAGUUCUCUCAUAAAAUAUCCUUGAUGGAACACAAGAACUCAGAGGACAGUAUUUUAGAUUAUUUCUCUGGAGGUCCAAAUAAGGAAAACUUCUCUGGGAUCUUACGAGCAAGAGAGGAUACAAAGACUGUCAAGCAAAGUAAAAUUGCUGAUGAAGUGGAUCAUUUAAUGAAAUAUGCUGAAGAUUCGAAGGUUAAGAGACUUCCUAGACACUCGUCACCUGUUCUAAAUAAAAACAAAACGCAGCAGACUUCCGGGUGUUCUCCUGUUUUAUUGGGGAAGUCUUUGAUUCCUGGUCCACAAACACCAUCAAAACAAAUUAAAAGCCCUCAGACAAAAAAUAAGAAAACGGUUAGUGGCUCCUCUCAGUCCACAAAGAGUUAUGGUUUCAGCAAAAGUAGCUCAUCAGUGAAGCAGUCCUCUCCUGCCAGUGAAAGGAAGACCUUAAAUCAAGGAAUGAAGAGGAAUAGUACCAAACACAAAUCACCAGCAGAUCCAGCUGCAGUCAGGACAAAAGGUGGAGAUUCACAGGCUUUGCAUCCCACUCAGUCCGGACUGAAAAUGAACAAUGAGCUAAUUGCAUCAGUGCAGUCGUUUGCUGCUUUUCUCCAGCAGCAAAUUGAUAGGAACCCACAAGGCUUUUUGAAUUCUCAAUUUCAAGCAAUGGAACAUUCUCAAGAUCUGGUGCAAGAAUUCCCAGGUGCAAAGCAUAUUUCAAGAGCUCCACAGAGCAUGCAUAGGGAAAUUUCCCUUCUGAAGCAUGCAGAAGAAGCACAGGAAAGGUGGAGCUCAGAACACGUCCUUGUGGAAGAACUCAAAGCACAGUUGAUACAGAAGGAAAAGGAACUUAAGAACCAAGAAGAGGAACUCAAGUUUGCACACAGCAAGGAAGUAUUUAAUCUAAAACAGGAAAACUAUAUCCUACAAACUAAGCUGCACAGUGUGGAGGAAGCCAACAACAAGAAGAACUUGAUUUUUGCAGGUGCUACUGAUCCUGUGACAGAAGACAAGUUAAAACUCAUAGAAAAAGAACUGAAGGAACAAGAGAUACUUAUUCAGGGUUAUCAUCAGGAGAAUGAAAAGCUUUACAGACAGGUGAAAGAGCUGCAGAACCAGAACAAACUCAAUGAGGACAAAAUGUUCAAAGAAAAUCAGCGGUUAAUGACUGAACUUGCAUCGACAAAGGAACAAAUUACCAGAAAUAAUCUGCAAAAAGUUCCUGACAAUGGCAGUGAGCAGAGCAGAGAUCACAGCUUCACAGAACUAUUAACACAGCUGCGUGCUGCACAGGGGGGAGAAGCCAGGCUUAUGGAGGAAGUAAGAAGACUAAAACAAGACAAACAGUCAUUAGAGCUGGAUCUAGAGGUCAUGAAAAAGGAAAGGGAUCUAGCUAAAGCCCAAGCUGUUUAUGUUUCAGGUGACAAGACCUUUGAGAUGAAGGUUAUGGGAGAAAAAUACAAUCAAGAAAUAGCCGAUUUAAAGAAGAGAUUGCAGUGGUAUGCAGAGAACCAGGAACUGCUGGAUAAAGACACCAUGAGACUCCAAGCAGCAACCUCUGAGAUUGAGAAACUGAAAGAGCAGGUAGAGAAACUUAAGGCUGAAGUUGGAAACCGAAAUAUUCAGCAACAAAGAAAGAUGAAGGAGCGAGUGGGGGAUGCAAAGAGAAUUCAAGACCUGGAACGACAGGUAAAGGAAAUGGAGGAGAUUAUCAGGAGAAGACAUCCAAACUCUCUACCUGCACUCAUUUAUGCAGCGGCCUCAGCAGGAGAAGGUGGAGCAGCAGCAAAGCCUGAAACUGUGACCUUCCUGGAGAAAAGAGUGCAGAGGCUGGAGGCUGAACUGCAAGGCAAAGACGAAGAAGCCAAGAGGAGUCUCCGAGCCAUGGAGCAGCAAUAUCAUAAAAUAAAGAUCCAGUAUGAGCAGAGGAUUUCUGAGCUGGAGCAGCUGCUGUCCCAUAAACUCAUUCCUGAAAGAGAGGAGUCUGAUCAAUGGGCUGCCGAAGCAGGGGCUUUGGGAGAGGAAUUGAAACAAUUAAGAGAGGCUUAUCAAGCCAAAGAAGAUGCUCUCCAAAGAGAAAUUGAAACCUUGCAAAACCAGCUUUUACCAACUAAGCAGAAAGUGGCUGAAAACUGUAGGAAAAGUCCCCAGAGACCUGAAAAGCAAGUAGAAGGGACAUAUAAAAUCAAGUUGGACAAGCUCAAUCAAGAAGUGGCUGCCAAGAAUAAAACAAUACAAGAACUUUCGAGAACGGUAGAGAAGCUUCAAAAGGAAAGACGGUCCCUGCUGUCCAGACAGACAGGAGAUGGAAAAGUGUGUCCAAGCAAGCUGCACUCUUCCCAAAUGAACAAGAACAAGUCCGUCCCCAGGGCUGAUAGGAACAGUACUGGGGCAGUUGAGGGUUUUCCUGCCACUUGGGAUGAGAAAGACUACCAGCCCCAUGCCUUUGCUGGCUCGCAUAUCUCAGAAGUCCUUCAGGACAAUGAGAGGCUGGAGCGGGAAGUGGAAAGGCUUGCAUUAGACAUGGAUCAGCAGAGAGUGAAACUGCAGGCAGCGGUUGCACAGGCUGAGUGUGAGGCCCGAAGGACUCAAGAGGAGACUGCGGAAUAUGUUUCAUCAUUAAAAGCUGAACACCAGAAAGAGCUUGAGCACCUUGUCACUCAUCAUGCUUUGGAACAUUCUUCUUCUAAAGUUGCUGAACUCUCAAACAAAGUUUCUACACAGGAGAUAAUGAUCAGACAUUUACGUGAUCAAGUUAGUGAGUUACAGAAAACCAAAGAGGCUCUUGCUGUUCUACAUGUCCGUGAAGAAACUCUGCAAACCCAGAUGGCAAAGCUUUUGGAAGAACUCCGAGAAGCAAAAGAGGCUCACACACCUGAACUGAAACAUUUCUCCGCACUAGAAAGAAAAAUUAAGAAUAUGGAAAUAAGGCAUUUGCAGAGAGAACAGGAACUCCAACAGAUUAUUGAGCAGACCCGGCGCAUUGUUCAUGAGGAGCAGCAGCAAGAAGUGUCCAAGUGGAAGAGGCUUGCACAGCAGAAGACUGGGGAGCUGGAGGCGUUCAGAGUGGAGCUGGACUCGAUACUGGACGUGCUGCGGGAACUGCAGAGGCAAGGGGUUGUCAUCCCUGCUCCCCACACAGCCGCGCAACGCGUGACCGGGCUGGACUGGAGGACAUGAUAGAAGAACAGCCAAGGACUGUGGCGUAAUUUAUUGUACGCAAUCAAUGUUUUUUUUAAAGUAUUUUGUAUCGUGUUUUAUUGAAACAGCAUAAAUUAUCCAUCAAAAUAGGCUCAAACAGCUUCUUGUUUUGUUUAGUUCUCCAACAGGUUCCUUUUCAGAUGUAUAAAGUUCACCUUCCCCUAGAGAUCUCUUUUCAUUUUAGCUUUGAAACCGUAGGGCCCGUAAGGCCAUUUUGUUGUCCAAAAUGCCAAGAUUUUCAAUCCUUCACUUCAGUCUUAAGUGCAGGUAACAAACAGCAAAGGAAAAGCUCUCAAUUCUGAAUUCCUUUUCUGCCACUGAAAUGUUCAGGUUUGAUCACACACUCCUCUAAUGGGGAAGACUUAUCCGUCUGCUGCUAAGGAGGACCAUAAUUGUGCAUGUACUUGGAUGUGUUUUAUUGAAGAAAAUGCUGUGCUGCAGUGAUAUGUAUUAUUGGGAAGGUGAGAACAUUGUGUCCCUGCUUAACAGAUGCUUUCUUGUGUUGGGAUGGGAGGGUAAGCAGAUCUCAUGCCUGUGUUAUUUUAGGCAGGGUUCUAUUCCACCUGCAUUCUGAAUUCUUCAAUUAAAUCCCUUUGCAUUUUUUUAUUUUUUCUGGUUUCUAGGUUUCUCUGUGGUUUUCAGAAGUAGUUUUUGUUAGAACACUUCUUUUCUUAUGGUCUACAUUUCUUUCAAAUCCCGUUGUAUACAGUAUUACUGUCCCUUUUAACAAACUUGCACAUUCGCAACUUUUGUUUUCCAGUCAUUGUUUUACAGCUUGAAAUUCUCUUAAACUCCUUUACAGAACUGACUUUGUUAUGAUCGUGGGUAAUUUGGUCUAAUGAUGAAACUGGUACAUUUUGGAACCUGUUGUCUUGUUGCACUUUUGUGGGCUAAGCUUAAUAUUUGGAUUUUUUGAAGGAAUUGUCAAAAGGAAGUAAUUUGACUUAGAAUUCCUGUAGUAUUCCAGAAAUUAGAUGGGUAUCCCAUCCACGAUAUUCAGAGUCAGAGUUAUCCUUUGUAUUUCUAAUAUACAGUUUACAUGGCACAGUAUAUGCUCAGAAUAUUAUUUUGAAAAGUAAUAUCUGUGGCCAUUUGAAUAUAUUGACUUGAUUCCACAGUAAUCCAUUGAGUUGUCAAUAUAAUUGCCUUGCAGGAUUUUGAAUAUAUCCGGGUACCUCAUACUCUGCUCUGCUCAACACUAAAAAUUUAAAGUUCUUCUGGACUACCAUUAUAGGACACUCCUUUAUCUUUUACAGCUGUCUUUUACAUUCUACUCUUAAAUAUCUGUUUUCUAUCACUUUUUCAGUUCUCAAUCCAAAGACGUUUCCUUGAAUGAUUAUGGCCUUCAGUUAAAGAAGUAAUCCUUUUGUGUGGAAAUUCAUGAUUCAGAAGCCUUCUAAAAAUGUUAAUACACCGUACUGUGUACUGUUAUGUCCAUUAGAGCUGUUGCUUAUUCAAAGAAUUCUUACUGUGUAUAUAAUGUUGUGUAUUCCAUAACCUUACCUGUAAUUGUAUUUGAGAACAGGAUUUGUUCUAGGCUCCCUGGGAGAAGAUUAAGAGUGUGAAUGUGUGGGAGGGGGCAGUAUCGUUGUUCUGUCAAUCUGACCAAAAUUGAAAAUGACAAAAUUAACACUCUAGGUGGCAGUUGGUUUUGUAGUGUUGCUAAAGUACAUGGAGUGGGGUUUAAAAAGGAAUCCUGCCUUUGAACCAAAUUCUUUAUUAUCUUUUCAUUAACUCAUUGACCAAGAGCUGUUUAAGUACCAAAGCUGCUCUGAGAUCAGCUGGGCCACAGGUCUACAGUCAGAAAUAACACUUUGGGAAUAAACUCAUUGACUCUAUUUUGCCGAACUAAAAUCCCUCUAAUGUCACCUAAUCGUUUUGUUAAGAAAAUGUUGGUUGCAUUUCAUUUUAGAAUGAAAUGGAUAUGGAAUGGUUACUUCAGAAAGUGUUUAAUUUAAAAAAUCUGUAUGUGUACUUUCAGAGUUGUAAAUACUGUCCUUAAAACCCCACUUGUUUAUCUGUAGGUUGCGAAAUUGUACCUUUGGAGUACAGGCAAUAACAAGCAUGGUUGCCAUGGUAAACCUUAUUAUAAAGCAUAAUAGCAAAAUAAUAAAUGCAGAGGCACAGUUUAUAGCUGAACGUUAUUAUUCUGUCCUUGUAAUGAAACAAAAACAGUACAUUUCUAUAGACAGAGAAAAACCUGAAAUAGCUUAAUCUUGUAUCACAUUUUAUUUGGAAAAUAGCAAUAUUUGUCCAAACGCUUACAGAAGGACAAAUGCUUUAUAUCACUAAAUCUAUAAUUGCAGAUUUUUGUAAUAUUUAUGAAAAAAUAAUAGAAAUUAUCAAAAUGUAACUGUUUUUGUACAUUCACAUACAGUAUUAUGAAUUCUGUUUGGUAUUGCAGCAGUGGACUGAAACAUACAGUAUAAUAUGAUAUGUAUAUCAUAUUGCAAUUUUUCAUUUUGCUGCCCAUUCUACAUGAGUAUCAGUUUAAAUAUUUUUUCUGUCCUAUUCUAAUUUUGAUUACUGCAAUUUAGAAAUAUGAAUGCGUUUGUCAGAAGACCUACAUAUCAUUAUCGUUUUGUUUUUGUAGACCACAAUAGACAGUUGAAAUAAAUUGAUUUAUUGAAAUUGUCCCAGUUCACACUUGAGUAGAUUUGAUUCUGACCUACAAUACUAUGUGUUGGAAUGCACUUCACCAUCCAUAUGCUGGAUAAAACCAAUGAAUGAACUUAUGAUGACUUGAAGUGAAUAAAAUAAGAUGGCCAUUAAAAAGUGAGCUUGCCAAGUUUUGGGAUUCAUUUAAACCAAUAGAAAUAUUAUCGAAGUGCAUGAAGAAUUUUGUGAAGAUCACAAUCUUUUACAUUUGAUUUGGCUUGUGUAUGAUAAAUGUAUGAUAACACAUUAGUAUCAUUAUCAUAUCCAGAUACUGCAUCACGCAUAAUGAUCCUUCUUUUGUCUUGGUUCGGUUUCAUCAGGAUACAUACAGUAGGUGAUUUUGAUUUUCUGACUGCUGGGAAAACAACACUGAAAUAAAAAAAACCAUCUCAUUUAUCACUACCCUCCAGGAAGUGUAUACAGUUCUUUUUCAUUCAAUUAAAAUCUGGGCAAUGCUUUAUAUUAAUCUGUUGUGGAAUUCACCAAACCAUGAUUCUUGAAGAUAACUUUGUGGAAGUUGCCAGUAUAGUUUGGAAAUCACAAAAAACUCCUAGAGUUUCUCAGUGCUCAUACAGUAUAUUUAAUGAGAACCCGGUCCAUGGGGAACAUUUCAGUCUCACAUCACAGUCUGACAUUACACACAAGUGCUGUACAAAAACUGACAGCUAUAUGACCAGAGAAAAGUCACAUUUACCGCGCCCAUGGGAACCUCCACUUAUACAGCAUUAUCAGAAAGUAUGGUUAUGAGGUGGGAAAAUUCUGUUAUUUUUGUCAUUUAAGUAGAACAUGUAUCUGUCUUCUUUGGUGGGAUUUAUAUAUAACCUAGAAUAAAUAAAUAUAUAUGCACUGAGCAUUAAAAGGAAUGCUUUUAGAAAAAUACAAUAGAUGAAUUUUGAAUGUUGACUUAAAUAGUUUUGGUGUAAUUUGUGAUGGGAGUUGAUUUGGACAAGUGAUGAGGUAAUGUGAUCUCUGGAGUGUCAAGUCUUGUGAAAGAAAAACAGAAUGUAACACAAAUCGUACAAUGUAACAUCUGUAACACAUACGCUGUACAGUACAUCCUUGAGUCGUCAUUAGGUCUGUCAGUGAUAGGCCAGGAUCUGGUUGGUCAUGAGUCACAACAUCUCACCAAAUUUGAUGGGAAACUCCGCCCAACUUCCAGUUGCCCAUCCUGUCCUGACAGCUUUCCAACAGGUUAACGGACUGUAUCCGCAUGCUUCUUGUGUAAUAGGUGCUAUGUUAUGUGUUAUGGGUGCUCUACUUGCCAGACGUGCACCCCAUUGAACAUUAUAAGUGGCAUCAGAGACUAGUGAAUUGGUACAUGUUUGUUCAGGCUAAACGAGAGGAAUUAAGAUCACUUUAUUGGCCAUAUACAAUUUCUUGCAUUAAGGAAUUUCUUUUCACAUACUCCACCUUGCUCUCC